Culex pipiens pallens (northern house mosquito) is the source of this 919-nucleotide messenger RNA. RefSeq lists its product as uncharacterized. The record is from RefSeq and is a predicted model, not a curated record. Bases 108 to 770 code for a protein of 220 amino acids. The transcript is spliced from 3 exons. Lineage: Eukaryota; Metazoa; Arthropoda; Insecta; Diptera; Culicidae.
UGAAGCAUCAAAGCAGUCUUCCCUCAAGUUGACAGUUGAGUUGUUAAUCAUCAAAAAUCCCUUUUUGCCGUGCAAUUUUGUACAACUAAAAAAACCCGAAAAAAAAGAUGUCCGGCAAAAAGAUUUCGGCGCGAAUUGACAGCAGAAUGCCCAAAACGUUCCGCCCUCGUGCCGUCCCGCAAGAACCGCCCGCCGCACGCUGCCAUUCGGCCGAGGUCAGCUGGACGGACAGUACCGCCAUUGACCACCGCCGCCCUCGGACGGCAGCGAAGCCUUGCCACCGGUUGGGCCACGUUCCGGCGUACCUGCGCCGGAGUCAAGCCACGUCGAUGGACGCUGGCUUGACCAAGCUGGCAGGGAGAAAGCAGGAGCAGGCGGUUCGGAAGCCGGCGGUGGUACCGCUGGUUCACAAGCUAGGGUCGAUUCCAACGUAUUUGAGGACGAACCGGUCGUCUUCAGCUGGUGAAGAUCGUGAGGCGAAACCAGUUCAGAUGGAAAAGGCUUCGGAGGACAAGAAGACCUCUUGCAGUAGUUCUGAGCAGAGUCUGGUUUUGGAUGAGAUCAGGAGUUUGCGAAACGACCUCCGGCGGAGCUGCUCCAUUGGACUCUUUAUUAGUCCGGUGGACCAGUCCAACGUGAUAAGACGACUGCAGCAAAAGAUGCUCAAAUUAAGGACGACCAUUCAAUCUUUGGAAGUAACCAUAAAAGUUCUACAAGAAGAAAACAAAAAACUAAAUUGUAUUGUGGAUCAAUCCGAAGCAUCAUGUUGAUCCUCCCGGCGAUGGGGAGCAAAAUCUUACCUUGUUUUCGAAUGACGCCGAAUUGGAUGGAGAUGUUCGAAGAAAAAGAAAAUCCUAUUGAAAUUUGUACCGUUUGAGGUGAAAUUUAUUUAUUACAAUACUAUUCAAAUAAAAAAAAA